This is a messenger RNA of Erythranthe guttata (spotted monkey flower), 1476 nucleotides long. RefSeq names its product F-box protein At5g46170. Gene Ontology annotation, molecular function: protein binding. The record is from RefSeq and is a predicted model, not a curated record. NCBI's taxonomy places the organism in Eukaryota, Viridiplantae, Streptophyta, Magnoliopsida, Lamiales, Phrymaceae.
CACAUACGUUUUUUCUCUGAGAAAGAAAAAAUCCCCAAUUCCACUUUUACCAGAUCAGAAGAAUUUGAAUGACGGCGACGGAGUCCAUCCGCGGAGGAGAAAUCGUCGGCGCCGCCGAAGAUGAUUCGUUCGAUCGUUUGCCGGACGAGGUGGUGCUCUCGAUUUUCGAGAAAUUGCAGGACGCUAGGUCACUGUGCUUGUCCAUGGCCGCCUGUAAGCGUUUCCGAUCAAUCGCGCCUCAGGUCGGAGAAAUCUUCCUGCCGGUACCUCAUCAGAAGAAAUCGGCGAUUAAGGAAUCCGAUCUACAAACACCCAGGGGUUUCUUCAGGAAUCUCGUGAUUAAAGCUCUGAUGAAACCCUACAAUUUCAUCUCUCAAAUUGUUAGAUUCAAGUCGAAGAGCGACGACAACAACGACCUAGAUUUCUACUCUUACUACGUGCCAAACGAAAUCCUGAAAUCCUUCGAAGAAAUCCGCGCUCUCCAUCUCCGGCUGCCCUGCCAUGGAAAUCAGAAACACGGUUCGAAGAGGAACGUUAGAAACCCAGCGACUUUCCUGAAAUGGAAGGCUGAAUUCGGGCGAGAGCUCCACAGCUGCGUGAUUCUCGGCGCCAAAUCCUGGACCGAGAAGCCCCUGAAGGAGGAGAAUUCGACCGCGUCCGAUCAGGAGGAGUCGCGGUUCAUGUCGGACGACGAUCUGAAGAUAAGGAUCGUGUGGACGAUAUCAUGUUUGAUAGCCGCCUCCGCCAGGCAUUAUUUGAUACAGGAAACGGUGAAAACUCAGAAAAGCAUCGCAAACGUGGUGGUCUCCGACGAAACCGAUCAGGGCCGGCUCUGUAUGAACAGAGAGCAGAUCGAAGAGACGAGGGAAUUGAAGGCGAAUCGGAGUGGUGAGGUGUCGGAGUACCGGAGCAGAGUGCCGGCGUUGAGGAUGAAGAUGUGGUAUCUGGAGAGGCUGGAGCUCUCCGGCAAGGUGAUGGAGGGUGCGACGCUGGUCGUCAUAAGGCCGGCCGCAUCCGUCGCCGCCGCCGGCGGUGGUGUGGAGGCGGAGAAGGUGAAGAAGGGGAUGAUGAGCGACGGCGAUAUGGUGGCCGGAGCGUUUGCCGGUGAGGAAAGGGAGGGGAAGGUGCUGGAUGAAGCCGUGAGGAAAUUGAUGGUGGCCAAAAAAUGUUAUACGUUGGAAAUGAAUUCAUUUUGAGUUGUGAUAGAAAAUUAAAAAUUACAAAAAAAAAAUCAUUCUUUUUCUUUUUUGUAUUUUUCUUAGGGAUUAGAAGUUGCCAGAAUUGACCAGUUUGGGGUCCAGUUUCAUAUUCUUUGAAGUUGGUGUAGUAGUACAUAAAUAUCUCUUUUCUUUUAGUGUAGUUUACAAAAUUUAAAACACUUGUCAUUGUGGUCGGCACGUUUGUAAAUUUACAGAUUUAUUUUGGUUGUUUGUGAAUACAUCCAAGUUCUAAGAAUGUUUUUUGUAGUUUACCCAA